Messenger RNA from Hyaloscypha bicolor E, 1095 nucleotides. RefSeq names its product acyl-CoA N-acyltransferase. NCBI's taxonomy places the organism in Eukaryota, Fungi, Ascomycota, Leotiomycetes, Helotiales, Hyaloscyphaceae. Gene Ontology annotation, molecular function: histone acetyltransferase activity. The coding region runs from base 1 to 1095 and encodes 364 amino acids. Gene Ontology annotation, biological process: regulation of DNA-templated transcription. The record is from RefSeq and is a predicted model, not a curated record. The transcript is spliced from 2 exons.
AUGCCCAAUGGAGAUGAUAAGACGACGAAUCAUAAGAAUGUAGAGAAGUUGAAGGAGAACGCGAAAGAGGGGAGGGAUGGGAAGAAGGAAAAGGAAAAGGACGAUAGAGACAAGGACCUCGAAAGGAAUAUCGACAGCGUCAUCUUCGGCGACGUGACGUUCAAAGCUUGGUAUCCGUCCUGGUAUCCCAAGGAAAUCAUUGGGGAGAAGGCACUCAGUUGUGAAGGCAAGGGGCCUGGGAUCACCGUGAAGGAGCUUUAUAUUUGCAGGCGGUGCUUUGGGUAUUCUAAGGCGCUUGUCGAAUGGGUUCGGCAUUGUAGGUGUUGUGAGAGAGAGGUGCCGGGAACGAAAGUGUAUAGUCAUGGUGCAGAAGGGGAGGGAGGAGGAUGGAGUGUUUGGGAGGUCGAUGGGGGUGUUGAGACUCUCUUCUGCCAAAGCCUCUCCCUCUUCGCCAAGCUCUUUUUAGAUAACAAAUCCGUCUUCUUCGACGUCUCAGGCUUCAACUACUUCCUCCUCGUACACACUUCCCCCCGCACCCUCGAAACGCAAAUCAUCGGCUUCUUCUCAAAAGAAAAGAUGUCUUGGGAUAACAACAACCUCGCCUGCAUAUUAAUCUUCCCGCCUUGGCAACGGAAAGGUCUCGGUGCUUUACUUAUGGGUGUUUCCUAUGCUAUUGCGAAAAGGGAGGGCAUAAUGGGCGGCCCCGAGAAACCGAUUUCAGAUCUCGGCAAGAAGGGAUACAAAAGGUAUUGGGGCGCGGAAAUCGCACGCUGGUUACUGGGCGUCAGGGAUACAGACCGCAAGAAAGGUAAGGGGAUGGUGGAUGUUGAACGCAUUAGCAAAGAGACGUGGAUUGCGCCGGAUGAUUGUCUGAGUGUGUUAAGGGAGAUGGGCGUUGUUGAGAAAGCGGGGAGGGGAAAGGGCACGGUGGAGAGGGUGAGGGUUGAUAAACAGAGGGUUAGGGAGUGGGUUGCUAAAGAGAAGUUGGGGCUUGAGAGGGUGGUGCAUGAAGAGGGGUUCAUGGAGGGUUACGCGCUGAAGGAGGUUGAAGCCGAAGAAGAGGAAGCGGAUGAGGAGGAAGUAGACGAGGAGUGA